Molecule: messenger RNA, 1951 nt
Organism: Catharus ustulatus (Swainson's thrush)
Lineage: Eukaryota; Metazoa; Chordata; Aves; Passeriformes; Turdidae
Gene: CPN2
Product: carboxypeptidase N subunit 2
Exons: 3
Coding region: 1-1854 (617 amino acids)
Cellular component (GO): plasma membrane
Molecular function (GO): protein binding
Source: RefSeq, a predicted model, not a curated record
AUGGAGAUGCUGAUUGUCUCCUGCACGGUCUGCUGCUGGAGUGUGCUCCAAGGACACGGGUUGUUGUUGCCGAUAAGCAGUGAGGGGCAGCUCCGCCCCACAGGAACAGCCUGUCCCUGGCUUCGGCUGGCUUCCCAUCCGCCCCAGAAAACACUGUCCCAUCUCAGCAAGCAGCAUCCCUGCAAAUCUGCUGUGGGUUUGGUGACCAUCUCUGUGAUGCCACACUUGUGCAGGUUGGUGAUCUGCGUGUUGCUGGGGCUGGGGUCCCUGCUGGUGGGGGCACUGUCCCCAUUCUGCCCCCCUACCUGCCAGUGCUAUGACACCGCCAAAGUCUUCUGCUCAAGUGAAAGAAUACGGGAGAUCCCAGAGGGGCUGCCAGGAAGUGCCACCCACCUCUUCUUCGUGGAGACAGCCCUGAGUAGCAUCCGCAGAGGGGACUUGGGUCCCAGCACCACCCUCACCAAGCUGGUCUUCAUCAAUAACAACCUCCAGGAGCUGGAGGCUGGUGCCUUUCAGGGGCUGCCCAGCCUCACCGAGCUGGAGGUGUCAGGCAACCCCUUGCCAGCUGUCAGCCUUGGGAUGCUGGCAGGGUUGACCAGCCUCAACAAGCUCUCCCUCAGUGCCAAUGCCAUCCGCACCCUGCAGCCGGGGCUCUUCACUGCCUCUUGCCGCCUAGAGGACCUGAGCUUGUCAGGGAACAGGAUUGAGGCACUGCCCCCUGGCAUCUUCCGCCCACUCCGGCGGCUCCAGGCUCUGGACCUCUCACAGAAUGUUCUGGCUGAGCUGCCGGAUGGACUGCUGGCCCCACUUGUCGCCCUUCGUGUCCUCAAGCUGAGUGACAACCUGCUGGCACAGGUGCCUCCUGGUGCUUUCAGGGCACUUGGCCAGCUAACUGAGCUCCACCUGGAUGGCAACCGGCUGGAGGAGCUGCCCUCCGGCAUCUUCUCCGGGCUGGGCGGGCUGCGGCGGCUGCAGCUGCAGCACAAUGCCCUGGGCAGCCUGGCCCCUGACAUCUUCACAGGUCUCCUCAACCUCACUGUCCUCAGCCUGGAGGGCAACAACCUGGCCACCGUGCCUGCCAUCCUGUUCACUGGCACCCCUGGCCUCCUCCACCUCUCGCUAGCUCGCAACCAGCUGGAGACACUGCCCCAGGAGCUCUUCGCUAACCUGUCAGUGCUGGAAACCCUGGUGCUCUCACACAACGCCAUGAAUCACCUGCCCGCUGAGGUUUUCCAGGAGCUGGCGGGGCUGACAGAGCUACAGCUGAGCCACAACAACCUCUCCAGCCUGCCGGCGAGGCUGCUGGCUGGGCUGCCCCUCCUCACCGCCCUGGUGCUGGACCACAACCGCCUGGCCCGCCUGCCCCCGGGGCUCUUCGAUGCCAACGGGGAGCUGGUGCGUGUGGGGCUGGCUGACAACCCCUGGCUCUGCGACUGCCGCCUCUCCUACCUCCUGCGCUGGCUCCAGAACUUUGCUGAGCCCUUCAUCCACGACCAAGCCUUCUGUGCCAGUCCAACAGCUCUCCAGGGCCGGUCCCUGCUGGAGGUCUCUCUCGGGCAGCUGGAGUGCCCCGGAGCGCACGGUGUGCCCGCAGAGGAAGGCUGGGACACAGAUGCUCCGGGGCAGUGCACCUACACCAGCCCCGAGGGCACUGUGAGCCUGGCCUGCAAUGCCACAUCCUGCCAGCGGCUCAGCCUUCGCCUCCCUCCUCCCGGGCAGCAGCAGGGCUCGGGGCCAGCGUACGAGGGGGCCUGGGUGCUGCGCUCCCGCUGUGGCACGCUGCAGGUCAGAGUCCUUGUCACAGCACAGAGCGGGAAUGAGGCCACAUCACCAGCUGUCCCCACGGUGCCCUAGAGCUUGGGCAGGCGUUUGCUUCUGCUCUGGCAACCUCUGAACCAGCCUGGGAAACAAACAGCUCUCCUUCUCGCUCUGCUGCCGCUGCCAUGGUCAC